AUCAAUCCGAUUUAGUCUUAGAUCAUUUCUCCAAAUAUGAAAUCUAGGGAAACUUCUCAAUCGGAAAGAUAUUCCUGCCUUCUAUGGCUUCUCCAAGUCAUGUUCGUGUUAUGUUUCAUCAUAGUUGUGAUACGGCUAUGCUUAACCCCGAAGCAGCCAAUUUUCAUGGUAGCAGACGUCUACAUCAAGCCGGCAUUCAACCAUAGCUGGAAUUCAACACUACAACACAGUGGAGCUGCCUCUAACGUGACCUCGGUUGUCAUCAUCCUCAGCCUCGAAAUUUCCAACCCUAACCAAAGAAUAGGCUUCAUCUAUGAAGAUUUCCAUGUAGCCUUGUACUUCACAGACACGGUUAUGAUCGGCACCAGUUCACUUCCAGGUUUCUAUCAAGAGCACAGAAAUGGUAGUUCUAUUGUACGUGAAGUUCAAGUGAGUGUUAAGCAGCAAUCUUUGCUAGGAUUAAUUACUGGGAGGGGGUUUCAUAUGAAAGUUUACUUGGAAACUAAGGUUCGGUAUAAGAUAUUCAGAUCAAAGACAAAGCAUCAUCUAAUGGGGUUUGAAGCAUAUGUGCCUAUUGGUUCGGAUGGGAGGAUGUUAGGAGAAGACAUAAAGCUGCACCUACAACCACACUCGACCAUGCUUAAUCUGACAAAACAUGGAAAUUAAGGUCUAAUUGAUAGUCACAUACACGCAUAGGCAUGUACA
Rubroshorea leprosula is the source of this 705-nucleotide messenger RNA. The record is from the annotation of a GenBank genome assembly. NCBI's taxonomy places the organism in Eukaryota, Viridiplantae, Streptophyta, Magnoliopsida, Malvales, Dipterocarpaceae.